AUGUCUCUUUCACGACACAUCGAUGCUGAGGAAGUGAUUCAGAAAUCCAAAGACGCUCCUCACACCCAGGCCUACCGUCAAGUUCACGAAAGACGGUCCGUCCAUCAAUCUUGGAGCCGCGAUGAAGAUGCCCAAGGAGUGACAAAAUAUUCUUUGCCUGAAGUUGGGAUUCCAUCCAAAGCUGCCUACCAACUGCUUCACGAUGAGACCCAACUCGACGGAAACCCUUUGCUCAACCUUGCUUCAUUCGUACAUACCUGGAUGCCGGAAGAAGCUAACAAGCUCAUCAUGGAAAAUAUCAACAAGAAUCAGGUCGAUAUGGAUGAAUACCCGGCUGCCACGAUCAUUCACAACCGUUGCAUCUCAAUGAUUGCGUCGCUAUGGAAGGCCCCGUCCACGGGCAAAGUGAUCGGGACUUCCACUGCGGGGUCAUCCGAGGCAAUUAUGUUGGGAGGUCUCGCAAUGAAAAAACGAUGGCAAGAAGCCCGUAAAGCAGCCAAAAAGGACUUUUAUCAUCCCAACAUCGUAUUUGGAUCUAACGCUCAGGUCGCUUUGGAGAAGUUUGCGCGAUACUUCGAUGUCGAAUGCCGUCUCGUUCCUGUCAAAGCCAGCAGCAACUACGUGAUGGAUCCAAAGGAUGCCAUACAGUUCAUUGACGAAAAUACGAUUGGAGUCAUGGUCAUACUUGGUUCAACGUACACUGGCCAUUUCGAGAACGUAGCGGAGAUGAGUGAAUUGCUUGAUAAACUUCAAGAAGAGACUGGAUUGGAUAUCCCAAUUCACGUUGACGGUGCCUCUGGCGCAUUCGUCGCUCCGUUUGUCUACCCAUCAUUGAAAUGGGGUUUUGAUAUUCCCCGUGUCGUUUCCAUUAACACUUCUGGACACAAGUUCGGUCUCGUUUACGCUGGGAUUGGUUGGGUGUUAUGGCGAGACGAAUCUUUCUUAAACAAGGAUCUUGUCUUUCAGCUUCAUUACCUCGGAAACGUUGAAUAUUCUUUCACACUAAACUUUUCGAAACCUGCCUCACCUAUCAUUGCCCAAAUGUUCAACUUCCUCAACCUUGGUUUUGAAGGAUACCGUAAAAUCGCGAUCAAGGAUCUUCGUAACGCCAGGCUACUUUCUAGGGCAUUGGAAAAUACGUACUUCAAGGUGCUAAGCAAUAUUCAUCGUGUCUUACCCGGGCGAGAUGAAGAUGACGAUCCGGAAUCGUAUGAACCGGGCUUGCCUGUUGUUUCAUUCAAAUUAUCGGAUGAUUUUAAAGAAAAAUAUCCGCACGUCCAGCAAGUUUGGAUUCAAUCUAUGCUCAGGACGAAAGGCUGGAUUGUGCCCAAUUACAAUGGCCCAGAAGGAGAAAAAGACACUGAAAUGCUGCGCGUUGUCGUCCGCGAAACGUUGAGCGAAGACUUGACCGAAAGACUGAUUGCUGAUAUCAUCGAUACUACUGAGUCAAUGAUGUCUGAAUCCGGUAGCCAAAUUCUACUGGCAUUAAGUCAGAGUUCGCACCAAGCCGAUAGAGAACAUGGUCGACCUGACAAGUCCAACUUCGGUGAUACUGCUGAGGAUGCACAGGAGCAAGCUGGAUUCUCAAGGCAAUGUUGA
Lentinula edodes (shiitake mushroom) is the source of this 1599-nucleotide messenger RNA. RefSeq names its product pyridoxal phosphate-dependent transferase. Gene Ontology annotation, biological process: L-glutamate catabolic process. The transcript has 15 exons. The record is from RefSeq and is a predicted model, not a curated record. The coding region runs from base 1 to 1599 and encodes 532 amino acids. Lineage: Eukaryota; Fungi; Basidiomycota; Agaricomycetes; Agaricales; Omphalotaceae. Gene Ontology annotation, molecular function: pyridoxal phosphate binding; glutamate decarboxylase activity. Gene Ontology annotation, cellular component: cytosol.